UUCAGGAGCCAGGAAUGUUUGUGACCCCGCCAGGGCUCUGGGACACAGCAUAAAAGCCUGCGCUGCUUCUGGCUCCACAUGCUCCUCUCUUGCCUCCCUGUCCUCCAGGAACGAGCUGUGCCUCCCUCACCGAGAGAUGUCUUGCUUCAGACCCUGUCUCCCUCGCCCCUGCGGAGCCUCUGGCCCAACCCCGCUCGCCAGCAGCUGCAGUGAGCCCUGCGUGGCCCGCUGCGCUGACUCGACGGUGGCCAUCGAGGCCUCGCCGGUGGUGGUGACCCUGCCGGGCCCCAUCCUCACCUCUUUCCCCCAGAGCACAGCCGUGGGAUCCUCUCUGUCGGCUGCUGUGGGGAGCUCCCUCAGCGCCGGGGGGGUUCCCAUCUCUUCUGGGGGCUCCCUUGGUCUGGGGGGGUCAGGGCUGUGCCUGCCCGUUCCCCGCUGCAGUCUCAACUGCUGA
Messenger RNA from Chroicocephalus ridibundus (black-headed gull), 454 nucleotides. Its product is annotated as beta-keratin-related protein-like. Gene Ontology annotation, cellular component: intermediate filament. The record is from RefSeq and is a predicted model, not a curated record. Gene Ontology annotation, molecular function: structural constituent of cytoskeleton. The coding region runs from base 137 to 454 and encodes 105 amino acids. Lineage: Eukaryota; Metazoa; Chordata; Aves; Charadriiformes; Laridae. The transcript has 2 exons.